AUGAAGUCGUUCAAGGCGAACGCGUUGAAGGCGGUGACGGAGGCCACCCAGCAGUCGUUUGUUGCGUCCGGGUUAAAGCUCAUGACCGAGGUGAUCGGCAAUGUGGCGCCUGGUCGGCGUGGGUCGUCGCCGUCGGCCAAUGACGCCGAUCCCGCACAACGAAGGGAGGCCAACAAGCAGGGCCAGAAAAGGGCGGGAGGCGGAGAUGAUGCGGGGAGCGUGAAGCGGAGCAAGGGAGCCGAUGGGAGCCGCGGCGUCGGUGCGGUGGGUCCAGGCGGCUCGCGGACUCGAGGUCCGAGCGUGGUCGACCAGCUCAAGAAGAACGGGGCCAAGGUGAUAAGGUCGCACAGCAAGGGCGAUGGAAUCGGAAGUGCAGAUGGGGGCCCUGCCGACGAGGUUGCCGCUCAAGACGCUGGACCAACAGCCUCGCCCUUGGUCGCCGAGAAGCCCCAUGGUCUGGCGAGCGGCGGGAAAGGCUUGAGCGACAAGGAGAUCCCAACCGCUCAAACGGCGAUAGGUGGCGGCGCCAGAACCGUCGAGGGACCGUCUGUCGGGGUGGCGGGGACCACGUCGAUUCCCCGCCCGUCUGCCGCCAAGGGCGACGCGAAGGAUGCUGCGGCUAACCGUGAUGGUCCGUCCGCCACUAAGGUGCCCGCAGCGGCGAACGCGCUCAGGGAAAUGCUCCACCGCAUGGAGGCCCAUUGCAAGGACGUGCAGCAGCCUCCCUUGGUUGAUGCCGCCCCCGCCGAAACAGCACGUCGCUCGGUCACUCCGCAGGUCGCCGCCACAACGUCCAGUGCCCCACCUACCGCGCCUCUGGUCGCCGCCCGUCCUCCUGCGGACCCAAAGUCCGCAUUGCUUCGCGCCCGGUUCAAUGAUGUUAUCGGCAAGUAUCGAGCGUACAAGAGCUCAGGCGAUGCACACCACGACGCGCUCUUGCCGGCGAUCUGGUUCCCUGUCGAUGCCAUCACGAAGGAAGGCAAGGAGAAGUCGGAUGCUAUGCUGUCGGCCAUGAUAGGUCGCGUGUCCAUGUGCGCUGCGUAUGGGAAGGUCGCUGCGAGCGCGACAAGGAAGGAGGGAGACACGGAUGAGAAGACGGCGAUGGCGGCACAUGCGUUAUCGGCCUCCGCUUGCGCCGUGUGGUGCUUAGUCGAGAACGACGACGCCCAGGUGGUCGACGCUGUGGGCGAAGGGAAGGCGGCGGCGAUGGUGGUCGGUGCGAGCGAGACGACCGCCGGUGUCUUCAAGGAGGUCAUGCAGGCGGUGCUGGAGGCCGAGAUCGACAGGGAGCAACCCCUCGGGGAGGUUGCGCACAAUGUCGCGCCGGCGCUGCAGAGUCGCGCUCUGGAAAGGGUCUAUCCGGGGGUGGAUGUUGAAGUCGAAGCCGACGUGAUCGCUAGAGCGACGGUGGAGAUCAUGGCGUUAUGGGGAAUGUGCCCCGUCGCCGGGCCGAAACUCGAAGAGAUCGGCAUCGCGGUGCCGUGUGACGCGCAGAUGGAGUACGAUAUUGAACACAGGGGGAGGAAGGGGCAGAGGAGCAAGCAGGGCAAGGACAGCACGGGGAAGAAGGGGAAGAAGGGGAAGAAGGGAAGGAAGGGCAAGGACAACACGGCGGCGUAG
Messenger RNA from Closterium sp. Naga37s-1, 1620 nucleotides. NCBI's taxonomy places the organism in Eukaryota, Viridiplantae, Streptophyta, Zygnematophyceae, Desmidiales, Closteriaceae. The record is from the annotation of a GenBank genome assembly.